Oreochromis niloticus (Nile tilapia) is the source of this 2811-nucleotide messenger RNA. It is a transcript of the gene abcg2d, whose product is annotated as ATP binding cassette subfamily G member 2 (JR blood group). Gene Ontology annotation, molecular function: riboflavin transmembrane transporter activity; ATP binding; efflux transmembrane transporter activity. Bases 801 to 2807 code for a protein of 668 amino acids. Gene Ontology annotation, biological process: transmembrane transport. The record is from RefSeq and is a predicted model, not a curated record. NCBI's taxonomy places the organism in Eukaryota, Metazoa, Chordata, Actinopteri, Cichliformes, Cichlidae. Gene Ontology annotation, cellular component: plasma membrane. The transcript is spliced from 16 exons.
UCUUGUGCAAUAAAUCCAUUAUGCUCUCCUGUGAAACCUGAUCCUGUUUAGUCAAGAGUUGCAUGAAGACACAGAUAUGAAUUUUCUUUUACACGCAUUGAAAUCCAGCAUUCACAGUCACACUCUGGGGUUUAGUAUCACAAACACAAAGUUACUGCAGUUCUUUUACCAGGAUGCCACAGGUAAAUAUACGCUCUUCUGACGAACUGAAGUUAGCCACACUUAUUUAAUUAAUUUGACUGACGAUAAAAGUUUGUGUAAAAUGAGCCAGGUAGGCAAACUUCAAUGCAAUGAUGUACUAACAUUUAAAUUCCCACCCGCUAAAAAUCUGUAAGCUGUGUAUCUGUCAAUCACCCCUCGAAUUAAGUGUCCGGAACUAUUAAACUGCAUUUCUACACAUGUUAAAAGGGGAUAGAUGCUCUACUAACUACUUCCGCUACAAGCUAUUAAGUUGUGGCCCUCUGCUCUCGUGUGUAACCACAUAUAGUAGAUGCAGAUUUCAUUAUAUUGCAACUCCUGGAAGAAACCAGUAACUCUGGUGGAAAGGAGGGGGGCGGAGCUGAUGUAUUAAUACGUGGCACAAUUAUAAAAAAUGCUUCGAUUUAUAAUGAAAUUAUCUGGCUAAAGUUUGUAUGAAUAAUACAAUAAAACGAAAAAAAAAGAAAAAGGAGCAGCUGUGAAAAAUGUGAUGGGCCUCACCUCCCUCCCCCAGCCUGAGUGGGCUUGACCCUUGUGGGUGAGGUACCGCUGGCCAUCAGUCCGCAGCAGCAGCCCUCUCACAUCCUCACCGCCCGCAGAGGAUGAUGGAGAAAACCAGUCACAUCAACAUUGCAAUGAUAGAAGACAUCGGUACUAACGGGAUGGCCGUGUCAAAGGUCGGCACGGGCGUGGACGGGAAGAAACAGCGGUGCGGUUCCACCGUGAGCUUCCACAACAUCCAGUACAAAGUGCAGACGCAGAGCAGCUUCUUCUGCAAGAGAAAGAUCCUCUCCAAGGAAAUACUAGUGGACCUCAAUGGGAUUAUGAGACCUGGUCUGAACGCUAUUCUUGGACCUACUGGAAGUGGAAAAUCUUCAUUCUUGGAUAUUCUGGCUGCGAGGAAGGAUCCCGCAGGUCUCUCGGGUGAAGUUCUCAUUGAUGGAGCCCCACAGCCUCCAAACUUUAAGUGCCUCUCUGGCUAUGUCGUCCAGGAAGAUGUGGUCAUGGGCACCCUGACCGUGAGGGAGAAUCUGCGUUUUUCUGCGGCUCUGCGACUGCACGUCUCCGUGCCUCAGGUCGAGAAGGAGGCUCGAGUCAGUCACCUCAUUAAAGAACUGGGUCUCACCGAAGUGGCUGACUCCAAGGUGGGCACGCAGAUGACCCGAGGAAUCUCAGGAGGAGAGAGAAAGAGGACAAACAUCGGCAUGGAGCUGAUCAUCGAUCCUGCUGUCCUAUUUCUGGAUGAACCGACCACCGGCCUGGACGCAAGCACUGCCAACUCUGUCCUGCUCCUGCUGAAAAGAAUGGCGAGUCAUGGUAGAACCAUAAUUAUGUCCAUCCACCAACCUCGCUACUCCAUCUACAGACUGUUUGACACUCUCACACUGUUGGUCGGUGGUAAAAUGGUGUACCACGGACCAGCGCCAAACGCUUUGGACUACUUUGCCAACAUCGGCUAUGCCUGCGAGCCCCACAACAACCCAGCUGACUUCUUUUUGGAUGUGAUUAACGGAGACUUCACCGCCACAGCAAUGACCAAAGUGCAUGGCUCUGAAGAUUUGGACUUUGAGGAGCUCAGUAGCUCCAGGCAGAGCAUCGAGGAGCGCCUGGUGGAUGAGUACAGGAACAGCGGUUACUCCAGCAACACACGAGCCGAACUGGAGCGCAUUGUUAAAGAUAAGCGCUGUGGAUCCCUCCCAAAGUCCCGCACCAUCACCUAUAACAGCUCGUUCUUUCACCAGCUACGAUGGGUCCUUCACAGAACAUUUCAGAACCUCAUGUUGAACCCCCAAACAUCUGUGGCCCAGCUGGGAGUCAACGUUUUCCUCGCUCUCAUCGUGGGAGCCAUUUUCUUUGGGGUCAAAGAUGAUCAGAGUGGUAUUCAGAACAGGAUGGGCGCCCUCUUCUUCAUCACUACCAACCAGUGUUUCAGUACUGUCUCCGCAGCCGAGCUCUUCAUCACUGAGAGGAAACUCUUCGUGCAUGAGUACAUCAGUGGCUACUACAGAGUGUCUGUCUACUUCCUUUCUAAGAUCCUGUCUGAUAUCGCUCUUCGCACCGUCACCUCUGUUAUCUUCAGCUGUGUUGUCUAUUUUUUGAUUGGGCUCAAAUCCACAGCAGAAGCCUUUUUUGUGUUCAUGCUGACGGUGACUCUGGUGGCCUACACAGCCACAGCCAUGACCAUGGCCAUCUCGGCUGACCAGAGUGUCGUGGCUCUUGCCAACAUCCUCAUGACCAUCACCUUUGUCUUCAUGAUGAUUUUUUCAGGACUCCUGGUGAAUCUACCCAGCACCAAAGACUGGUUGGCUUGGCUGAAGUACUUUAGUAUUCCUCGUUAUGGUCUUGCAGCCUUGAAGAUCAAUGAAUUUGUGGGUCUGAGGUUCUGCGAAGAGGUUGUAAUCCGAAACAGCAACAUGUCAGCUAUGACAGCCAACUGCACUGUGAACACAGGUGGCCAGACAUGCACAGGAGAGCAGUAUCUGGAGUACCUGGGCAUAGACUACACCUCCUGGGGUCUGUGGGAGAAUCAUGUAGCUUUGACUGUUAUGAUGAUCAUAUUUCUCAUCAUUGCCUAUCUGAAGCUUCGCUUCAUAAAGAAAUUUACUUAAUGUG